CGAAGUUAACGUCAGUAGCUUGUAGCCUAGCUAUGAAACCUUAAAACAGCCUAGCCUAGCUUGUGAACACUUAGUGCAGACAGUUAAAUGGCUGUAUAACUAGUUUACUAGAGCUGUUUAACACACUCGGAUCAAAUGGUUUGUGAAACCCUACAGCCAUGGGUGACAUGAAAACCCCAGAUUUUGAUGAUCUCCUGGCGGCUUUUGACAUCCCAGAUGCAACUGGAUUGGAUGCCAAAGAGCCCAUCCAGGGGAGUCAUGAGGAGGCGGAAAGUCAGUUGAAACACACAGGGUUGUGCCUGGAUGACGGCUUACUGACUAACCAAGCUGUCCCACCGGCAGAUAUCCCAGCUGUAAGUGUUAUUGUGAAAAAUACAAGUCGGCAGGAGUUGCUGGAAGAUUUUGGUGAUAGGCUUCACCCAGGACCAACAUUACAAAAUGGAUUUAGGGGACAAGAGACCAAUGUGGAUUCUGCUGAGACAACUAGUGCUGGCUUCUCCAAAUCAUUUGCUUCCGCUUUAAAUGGGAGAACUUCAAGUGAACUUCCUGGAAAGGAACCUAUACCCAAUGAGGCACCAUUGUUUUCUCAGCCACUGUCACAUUUUAGUCCGGUCUCCAGUCCUGAGCAUGAAGACAACCAGUCAAGCAGAGAUGAAAUGCAUCCAAAAGAAGAGAGACUCUGUUUCCCAGAAGCUUCAAUUUUGGACACUUCAGGCCCAGACAAUCCCAAGAAAAUGGACUUCAGCAUGUUUGAUAACUCUUCCAAGAACUCUGAUAUUUACAAGAACAUACAGAGGAUUAAAGGAGCAGAAAAUACUAGAAGGGAGGAGCCUUCUGACAUUUGUGGUAGUAGUGAAGCAGCGAAAAUGCCUGGACUGCACAGUGAAUUACCCCCACAAAUCAGUAACCAGAACUUCACUGAGACCAACUGCAAUUCAGGAGCGACAGUGGAUGUUCCCAUCUCUUAUCCACAUGUCAAGUCUCAGACAUCUAAAUUAUCCUCUUGUCUAGAUGCUCUGGCAGCUCUGAAUGCUAGAAAAGAUCCCAGUGAGCAGACAAAUCACAGAGAAUACCCAGCUGUUAAAAAUGACUGCAUGAAAUCUAGCCCCAAGGUGCCCAUAUCCCCACGAAGUCCCAGAAGUCCACUUGAAGUGGUAAAACGGUUAAGGAAACCUUCUGACAGCCCUGUGAGUAUCUGCAGUGAUAGUAGUGGCAAAGCAUCUCCUGCAGUGGUAUCUGGUUCACCCCCAGCCAUACCCAAGGUCAGAAUUAAGACCAUUAAAACCACAUCUGGGCAGAUAAAACGCACUGUCACCAGUGUGCUCCCCGAUUCAGAAAAUGACGACGCCCAUUCUGCCUACGAAUCCUCUCCAUCGCAGAGUAUGAUUAGUGAAGAUUCGUACUGUAACUUAUCUCCACAUCAGUCUCGAACUCCUGAUAGCAUUGUUGGGUUACAGACUAAAGGUAACACAGCCAAUACACCUCCAGGAAAAGUUUCAAACAGAAAGUCGGAGGAAAGCUCCCGGAGGUCAGGUCUAAAGUGCCCUGCAACAGUAGUCCAUAAUACUAAAGUGAAAAGAUCUGCCUCACAUCAAGUGCAGAAACCAAAGAGAGUAUCACCCACUACAGGCAAUGCAGCUAGCACAAACUUCCUACCAAAAGCAAUGCACUUAGCUAGUCUAAACCUUGUCCCUCACAGCGUUGCUGCUUCAGUAGCUGCACGGUCCACCUCCUAUCAGCAAAGUCAACACACACUCUCCUCCACAGUCUACAGUACUGUCCCAUUAGUGCAUCAGGUCAAAACAGCCAGCCCUUAUCCCCGCACAUCAAAUCCGAACACAGCUGCGGGAACCUUAAACAGACUAUUGACCAGUGCCAACCCUGUGCCUACAUAUGUGCCAAACUUGAACCCCCCUCCUGGGAGCAAUAUCAACCUUCCACCACAUGGAUACUCUUGCCUUGAGUGUGGGGACUCCUUUGGGGUGGAGAAGAGUCUUGCAUUUCAUUACAGCAGGAGGAGUGUUCACAUUGAAGUAGGAUGUACACACUGCGCAAAGACUUUGGUGUUUUUUAACAAGUGUGCCUUGUUGGCUCACGCAAGAGAACACAAGAACAAUGGCACGGUGAUGCAGUGCACACAGCUCAAUUUGAAGCCCAUAGCGGAGGAAAAAAUGUUUGUGCCCCUGAGUACUGAACCAGUCAAUGUGGGCGCUUACUCCUCACCAUUAGGCUUGCCUAAAAGCGAACCUGUCCUGCCUUUAUAUCCGGAAAGUGUCAUCCGCCAUCGACCUCGUUGUUUGGAGUGUAACAAAAAGUUGCCUGACUACAAAGCACUUGCAGGCCAUUACCAGAAGCUGUCAGAAGAUACAGAAGAGCUGAUCUGUAAAGUUUGCUCAAUGUUGCUGCCCAACAAGUGCAGCUUCAGAGCUCACCUACGCAUUCAUGCACAUAAGUCCCCUUAUUGCUGCCCUGAGUGUGGUGCCCUGUGUCGUUCUGCAGACAUCCAAAAGCAUGUCAGGGAAAACUGUCUGCACUAUGCUCGCAAGGCUUGGUACAAAUGUCUUCACUGUGAUAUGGUUUUCCGGACUCUUCAAGGACAAAAGGUUCACAUCGAAGAGAAACACUGUGAAGUCUUGUAUAAGUGCUCCAUUUGUCCAGUUGCAUUCAAGACCUCCGACAGCUGUGAACUGCAUUUGAAAAAUAAACACAGCACUAACAAAAUAACUCCUGAGUUAAUCUUAAAGUGCUCCUGUGAGAAAAUUUUCAAGAAAAAGCAGAUACUGUUUCAGCAUUUCCAUCAGAAUGCCAGCAAGCGUGUUACAUCUGUAUUCAAGUGUCCAGAAUGCAACUCGGUCUUUCCCCAAAAGCAGCUGUUAAUGCAGCACUUCAAGGGUGUGCAUGUAGGAAACAUGACAGAAGACACAGAGAAGAACAAAGAAACAGUGCAGGCUGACUGGUACCAGGAGUCUCACUCUGCCCAAAAACUGAAGCGUCACUACCCUGUUAAACAAACAGGUGGUCCUAGAGAGAAGUCUGAGCAAAACGGCAAAAUCCCAACUCGCGUGAAACCCGCUGGCUGGACAUGUAGCGAGUGUCUCCAGCAGUUCACUGAGCGAGACACCUACGUUUCGCAUGUCAAGACCAAACACGGAAAGUCAGUGAAAAAGUAUCCAUGUCGACAUUGUGAGCAGUCUUUCAACACUGCAAUCAGACUGAGACGACACAUUCGCAAUGACCAUGAUGGGAAAAAGAGGGCUUACACCUGUUGGUAUUGCACGAGCAACAAUACAAUAUUCACGACAAGUGUGAUGUUGAAGAACCACAUCAGUCUUAUGCAUGGAAUAAAAAAUCCGGAUCUUGGCCAGAUGCCGAAAACACCAAUCCUGGUAGGCAUAAAUGCUUUGGACAAGGGGCUUGUAUCAGCAACACCUGAUGCGAGCAAGCAGAUGGAGGGUCAGGAUCCUGCUGGUAAUCUCGAGGUUCCUUCAGCUAAGCGUCUGAAAAUGCAGUUCCGCUGUUCAAAGUGUGGCUUCAUCACAGACAGCAAUGCAGAGUUCCAGCAGCAUAUACCUCAGCAUAAAACUGAUGAAAACACUCCUCAGUGCCUUCACUGUGGCCUGUGUUUCACAUCUGCGAUGUCUCUCAGUAGACAUCUUUUCAUUGUACACAAAGUUAAAGAUCCAGAGAAGGAAGAAGUGGAAGAUGUUCAUGAGAUGGAGCAUGAUAAUCUGCCAGUUGGAUCAGCAGAACCUGAUGAGGAAAACUAUUUGUUUGAAGAUCGAAGCAAAUCUGAUCCCUCACAGGCCGGAGAGCCAGAAAGUCCUCACUGUUCCAAGAGCACAGACUGUAACUUAAAUCUGAGCACUCACUCUCAGACAAAAGCAGUCUCUCUUCAGCAGUGAGAGCCACCUCAGCUCCGCUUUAAAGCUGCUUUAAUAUCCUUGGUUUUCAUGUGAAAGUCAUAAGGGGUGCUUAAUGUUUUUAGGCAGGUGGUACAAAGAUAACCUAUUAAGAGGCAGUGCAGUAUAUUCUACCAGAUCCAUAUAUUUAAUACAGAACAAUAUUUUCAUAUUCUUUUUUAUUAUUAUUUAACCUUGUAUGUUGGUAAUAUAUUAACCUUGCCUUUCAGACAUAACUGCACUCAUACUACAGUUAAAUAGUUCCCUCCCACCCCACACACACAAAAAAAUGUUUCAUCCACCCAGACAGGAGACUCAGGAAUGUCUUUGUUUUAUGGUUUGGUGUUGAUUAUUGUAACAGUGUAAGGGUGGAGUUUCACUUUUUGUAAUCAAUGAUAAUUUAAAUUUUAUUUCAAAUUCUUUAAUACUUCACACUAAGACCUGAGUGAAAUUCAGGCUGCUUUUUUUUUUUUUUUUUUUUUUUAAAGAUUAGUAGAAUUUUAUACUUUUUAACAAAAAAUUGUUCACUAUUCAUUUAAAAGUAGUGCUUUUGCAUUCAUGGAUUGGCCUUUAUUUUUAUUUUUUUUGUUCUGUUAGUUUGGGGUUUUUUUUCUUUCACGUGUUUGGGAGAAACAGAGGUAUUACAUGUGUUCUGCAGCAGUAUUGAAAAUACCUCAAAUUGCCAGAAGUGUAUUUUUCCGGCAAGCGAACAGUCAGUGUUACGUCAAAUCAGGGUACAUUUGUUGUGGAUGAUCCAGAGCAGGUGUGAGAGUGGAAUUCAUCGGCAUAUCAGAGUUAAUGUUUCAUAAAUCAGAACCUGGGAACCUGAAUAAAUACACAGUGACUUAAGAGGAAAAAUAUUUCUUAGAUUAAUGCCUGGAAAAGGGGAUACUUUUUGUUUGUAGGCUCUGAUAUGUGAAGCAACACCUCUUGUUUUGUAUUGACUACGUGACAGUUCCUACCUCCAUGGUAAAUGGCAGUGAUUGUUAAAUGCUGAAAGGCUUUGAGAAGUUGCAGUUAAUCUCAGUGCAAUGUAAAAUAAAUUAAAAAAAAUAGUUUAAAAAUGUAUUAUCCCACAUUAAUAAAUUUUAUAAAUUAUUCUGGGAAUGACAUUAAGUCUUUUUAUGGUCAUAUUGACUUAACUGACAAAUGAACUUUUCUAUGAAAGUGCUGUGAGCUCAUUGAUUCUCUGUAAGCCCUCUGUAUCACCACACUGCAGAUGUUUACCUGCAGUGGCUGAGAGGAAUUACUUGUUCACGAUUUGUCUUUUAUAAUGCUUGCUGAAAGAUAUUUGUACUUUUGAUACUGUGUACAGUGAGGACUUGAUUAGGAAUUUGUGUACUCUACAGUAGCCAAUUAAACCUGGAUUUGCAACAUUUCUUAAGCCAUAACAUCUGUUAAGCAUGCAGUGGCCCACGUGCCUUGCUGUUACAUUAAAGUACUCACAAAUAAA
This is a messenger RNA of Archocentrus centrarchus (flier cichlid), 5352 nucleotides long. It is a transcript of the gene znf592, whose product is annotated as zinc finger protein 592. Lineage: Eukaryota; Metazoa; Chordata; Actinopteri; Cichliformes; Cichlidae. The transcript is spliced from 9 exons. Bases 159 to 3902 code for a protein of 1247 amino acids. The record is from RefSeq and is a predicted model, not a curated record.